This is a messenger RNA of Cuscuta europaea, 1476 nucleotides long. The record is from the annotation of a GenBank genome assembly. NCBI's taxonomy places the organism in Eukaryota, Viridiplantae, Streptophyta, Magnoliopsida, Solanales, Convolvulaceae.
CACCCAAACAGCCUUUAUCUCUCUACCUAUAUUCAAUUGUGUACCUCGUUUUUUAAACGUUGGAAAUAUUUUUUUAUUUCUCCUGUUCUCUCUCUAUCUCUAAUAUAUCUCUAUCUUUCUCUCUCUAUAUUAUCUAUACAGCUUUUGUUAUCUAGCGUAAAGACACUUCUUCAAUCCGGAACCGCCCUCCGACUGAGAGACCGUACCAUUUUCUUCUGUUGCUUUCGGAUCAUCUCAGAAACAGAGAAGCUGGAAUAUCUGUUUUCCGGGUCGCAGAACAUUGGGAUCUUCUUCACCGGUUAAUCUGAUCCGACCCGGCCGGUAAACGCUCGGGCUUGCGGGUCAUGACUCGGAGGUGCUCGCAUUGCAGCAACAACGGGCACAACUCCCGGACCUGCCCGAACCGAGGGGUGAAGCUGUUCGGUGUCCGAUUGACUGAUGGGUCGAUCCGGAAGAGUGCUAGUAUGGGUAACUUGACCCACUAUGCCACUAACGGUGGCGGUGGCGGCUCCACUCCCAAUAAUGGCGCCGCCCAUGACUCCCCGGAUCACCCUGCCGCCGUCGAUGGGUACGCCUCCGAGGAUUUCGUUCCUGGAUCUUCCUCCAGUCGGGAAAGAAAGAAAGGUAUUCCAUGGACUGAAGAAGAGCAUAGAAUGUUUCUUCUUGGUCUACAAAAGCUUGGUAAAGGAGAUUGGCGUGGAAUUGCACGUAAUUUUGUGAUUACAAGAACUCCCACACAGGUUGCAAGCCAUGCUCAAAAAUAUUUUAUCAGGCAAAGUAAUUUAUCAAGGCGUAAAAGACGCUCCAGCCUAUUUGAUAUUGUUGCGGAUGAACCAGUCGACACUCCAAUGGAAUCUCACGAUUUCAUGUCAAUCAAUCAUCAUGAGACGGAUGCACAAACUGAUAAUCCACUAUGUGAUCCACCUCCUCCUAACCUGGUCGAAGAAUGUGAAUCCAUGGGUUCAGCCAACUCCAACAACGAUGGAGACACCAUGCUUCCCAUCUCAGAGAGCUCCCCAUACACUUACCCAGUCAUAUAUCCCGCUUACGUGACCCCUGUAUAUUCUUUGCCCAUUCCUUAUUGGCAAGGGUAUACCUGUCCAGAGCCAACAACCAAGGCCGAGCGGCACAAAGUGCUCAAGCCCACGGCAGUCCAUUCCAAGAGCCCUAUUAAUGUGGAUGAGUUAGUUGGGAUGUCAAAACUGAGCUUGGGAGAACCACCAGCUGUAUCUUUGAAACUAGUUGAAGGGUCAACAAGGCAGUCGGCCUUCCAUGCUAAACCUCCUACCCACAAUCUGAUCCAUGCUGUCUGAGGCUAUAAAUCUAUAAUUAGUGUGUUGUUUGGUUUAUAUAUGGUUAGUCAUAACUUCAUUUGUUGGAAUAAUAAUCUCUAGGAUGGGAUUUUAGGAAUCAUUGACUAUUAAGCUUUUUGAAGCAUCUUUCUUCAUCUUUGCAAUGCUAUAUUAUUUCUCCGGG